Messenger RNA from Dipodomys spectabilis (banner-tailed kangaroo rat), 2265 nucleotides. RefSeq names its product protein phosphatase with EF-hand domain 2 (gene Ppef2). The transcript is spliced from 16 exons. Bases 1 to 2265 code for a protein of 754 amino acids. NCBI's taxonomy places the organism in Eukaryota, Metazoa, Chordata, Mammalia, Rodentia, Heteromyidae. Gene Ontology annotation, molecular function: manganese ion binding; Hsp90 protein binding; calcium ion binding. Gene Ontology annotation, cellular component: cytosol; nucleus. Gene Ontology annotation, biological process: detection of stimulus involved in sensory perception; negative regulation of MAPK cascade. The record is from RefSeq and is a predicted model, not a curated record.
AUGGGAAGCAGCGCCUCUACCCAACACCAUUUUGCUUUUCAGAAUGCAGAGAAAGCUUUCAAGGCGGCGGCCCUGAUCCAGAGAUGGUACCGGCGCUAUGUGGCCCGCCUGGAGAUGAGGCGACGAUGUACCUGGAGCAUCUUCCAGUCAAUCGAGUAUGCCGGCCAGCAGGACCAGGUCAAGCUCCAUGAUUUCUUCAGCUAUCUCAUAGAUCACUUCACUCCAAGCAGCCACAACGAGAGGGACUUGCUGAACCGCAUGUUCACGGAGGAGAGAGUCCUCCAGGACUCAGAGAUGGACAAAUGCAGUGACUACAAGGCCAUAGAAGUGCCAGACAGUUACGCAGGUCCGCACCUCUCCUUCCCACUCCUUCCGGACCAUGCAACUGCACUGGUGGAAGCGUUCAGGCUGAAGCGACAGCUCCACGCUCGCUAUGUGUUGAAUCUUUUGUAUGAGGCCAGGAAACACCUGGCACAGCUGCCUAAUAUCAACCGGGUCUCCACCUGCUUCAGUGAAGAGAUCACAGUGUGUGGAGAUUUACAUGGCCAGUUGGAUGACUUAAUAUUUAUAUUUCAUAAGAAUGGCCUCCCAUCACCAGAGCGGGCUUAUGUGUUCAACGGUGACUUCGUGGAUCGAGGCAAGGACUCAGUAGAGAUCCUGAUGGUUCUUUUUGCCUUCAUGUUGAUUUACCCAAAAGCAUUCCAUCUUAACAGAGGAAACCAUGAGGACCAUAUGGUGAACUUACGAUAUGGCUUCACCAAGGAAGUAAUGCAGAAAUACAAGACACAUGGAAAGAAAAUAUUAAGAAUUCUUCAAGAUGUUUUCUGUUGGCUUCCACUUGCCACAAUAGUUGAUGAGAAAGUUCUGAUUCUUCAUGGUGGGGUAUCACGCCGGACUGACCUGGAGCUUUUGGCCAAGCUAGACAGACACAAGAUUGUUUCUACCAUGAGAUACAAAAUGAGAAAGGAAAAUGAGAAAAAGGCAGAGAAGAGAAAAAGCAACCCGUCAAGCUAUGCACAGAAACCCACCCCGUGGUUUCUUCCACAAAGCCGUUCGCUCCCCUCCUCUCCCUUUCACCUUGGCUCCAACAAGACCCACAAGGCCAGCCGGUCCUGCAGCGUCCCCUGCACCGCUCCCCUUGACUGCAAGGAGCUGUCCCAGCAGGUGCAGGUGCGGCCCUCUGUGGACCUGGAGCUGGAGCACUGUCACCAGCGAGCUGGCUUCCCAGGCAUCAGAGAGAAGGAGGAGUCUUUGCCCUUGGCCCCAGAAGUGGACAGACAUGCUGGAGAGCAUCCAGAGCCCACAUAUGAAGAGUGGAGACAGGUGGUGGACAUUCUAUGGAGUGACCCCAUGGCUCAGGAGGGCUGCAAGGCCAACACUAUUCGAGGAGGAGGCUGUUACUUUGGGCCGGAUGUGACAGAAAAGUUGCUGCAGAAAUACAAGCUGCGAUUCUUGAUCCGUUCACAUGAAUGCAAGCCUGAAGGUUAUGAAUUCUGCCACAACCGCAAGGUACUAACCAUCUUUUCUGCCUCCAACUACUAUGAAGUUGGCAGUAACAGAGGGGCCUACGUGAAACUGGGGACAUCCCUGACGCCGCAUAUUGUGCAGUAUCAAGCGAACAAGGCAACCCACAAGUUAACCAUGCGGCAAAGGAUUAGCAGGGUGGAGGUGUCAGCUCUCCGAGCUCUGCGGGAAAAGCUAUUUGCUCACUCCUCAGACCUCCUUGGUGAAUUCAAGAAGCAUGAUGCAGAAGAAACUGGCUUCAUCACCCUGAGUGACUGGGCAGCAGCGGUGGAGUCGGUGCUGCACCUGGGCCUGCCCUGGAGGGUGUUGAGGCCACAACUGGUGAGCAGCUCAACAGAUAACGCACUGGAGUACAAGACCUGGCUGGAGGACUUGGCCAAAGAGCAACUGAGCCGAGAGAACAUACAGUCCAGUUUGCUGGAAAUACUAUAUCGAAACCGAUCAAAUCUGGAGACGAUUUUUAGGAUAAUAGACAGCGAUCAUUCAGGAUUCAUCUCCCUAGAUGAGUUCAGACAGACGUGGAAGCUGUUCAGCUCCCACAUGAACGUCGACAUCCCAGAUGACUGCAUCUGCGACCUUGCCCGGAGCAUCGAUUUCAACAAGGACGGCCACAUCGACAUUAAUGAGUUCCUGGAAGCUUUCCGCCUUGUGGAGCAAUCCCGCUCUGAGGGCAGCGCCUCAGACUGCCCACUGUCCUCAGACAGGGAUGACAGUGACCGCAGCUGUCCAAAUGCAUGCUGA